AUGGCGGUCACCAUCGUUCUCACCCUCAUACCCCUCUACCUGCUCUCCUACCACUAUCGAAUGCACCACCCCUAUGGUGGCGGUGGCAGCAACACCAACACAAACAAUGAUAAACUCCUCUCCCCCCGCGAAACCUUCAUCCAAACCUGGCUCUCCACCCACCUCAUCACCCCCUUCGACGAAGCUCCCCUCUCCGCCUACUGCAACCUCACAACGUGGCGGCCCAAUCUCGUCUUCCACCUCGCCGACGCCAACGGCGGCAUCGGCAACCUUCGAGGCAAUUUCCUCGACUUCAUCUUCACCGCCAUCGAACACGGAGCCUCGAUUCUCCUCCCCACAGCCGCGAAGCGCGACAGCGGAGAUUUGUCGAAUGUCUGGGGUGGUGGUGGGCAUGAAUUGGGGUUUAAUGAGAUGUUUGAUGAAGAGUGGUUUGUGGGAGUUUUGGGCAGAGUAUGUCCUCAUAUGCGCGUGUAUAAAUUUGAGGAGGGAAUGGAAAUGGUGAAGCCUGUGGAGGGAUUGUGGAGGAGUCGGAGUCGGAGAAUGGAUGAGGAUGAGGGAAAUACAAGAGCUGCGGGGUUGGAGAGUUUGGAGGAGUGGUUGAAUGGGAAUGAGGAUUUUCGGAAGAGGUAUGGAGGUGGGAGGGGGAAAAAUGGUGGUAAUGAAGAUGAUGAAGAAGCAGAGCCCAUUCUAAUAAAUGUAGAACGAACACUCUGGGACAUCGACACAAGAAGUCUCCCCAUGAGAGGCAGCCUCCGAAGAAAUUUCGGCCAAAUCCUCCAAAUCUCUCCCAUCUAUCGCAACCUCGCAGCACUCAUCACAUGGAAUCUCAUCCAACGCUUCAACUUGACCUUCCCCGCCAACAAUAACCCCCACGAACCCCUUUUUUCCCCCAACGCAAACGCACCGCCUUCAACUUCUACGGCGCACACCUCCGCAUCGCCUCCGACGCCCAACACGCCGGCUGGCUCACCGAGAACUUGA
Sphaerulina musiva SO2202 is the source of this 981-nucleotide messenger RNA. RefSeq lists its product as uncharacterized. Lineage: Eukaryota; Fungi; Ascomycota; Dothideomycetes; Mycosphaerellales; Mycosphaerellaceae. Bases 1 to 981 code for a protein of 326 amino acids. The record is from RefSeq and is a predicted model, not a curated record. The transcript has a single exon.